AUGGUCAGCAUGCAGAAGAAAGUGCUGUUCUCUCUGGCUGCUCUGCUUAGUUUCUCGUGUGUGUUGAUCGUAGCAGCAGCUAUGGGUAGCACCAACUGGGUGAAAGCUACUGUUCUGUGCAAAACCGGUGCUCAGUUGGUCAAUGCUACUGGAUCAGAAUUGGAGAAAUUCAUCAGCAGUGUCAGCUACGGUCUCUUUCAUGGACAGAGGCUCAAACAAUGUGGACUGGGUGGAAGACCUUUGUCGUUCUCAUUUUUCCCAGAUCUGGUGGAUGUGAUCCCAGCAAGUUUACAUGUUAGCGUUAUCUUCUUCUGUGCAGUGCUCAUCGUGCUCUCUUCUGUAUGUUCAGCCUUCUUCACAUACAAUGCUUUUGGAAAUCCAUAUCAGACUCUACAUGGACCUCUUGGCCUCUACCUGUUUAUUUUCUUGUUUUCAGGUCUGUGCGGCUGUAUCAUCUUGAUCCUCUUUGCAUCUGAGGUUAAGCUGCAUCACCUGUCUGAAAGCAUUGCUAACUACAAAGAGGGAUCCUUCGUCUAUAAGAUGCACACUGAGGUGUUUGACCGCUCCUUCUGGCUCAUAUUCCUAGUCUUCCUCGUGCACGGCCUUAACAUCUUACUGAUCCGCCUGGCAGGCAUCCAGUUUCCCUUCCAGCAGGCUAAAGAGUUGGAAGUCAACACCAGUGCAGCAGAUCUCAUGUACUGA
This is a messenger RNA of Trichomycterus rosablanca, 702 nucleotides long. RefSeq names its product clarin 1 (gene clrn1). Gene Ontology annotation, biological process: equilibrioception; sensory perception of sound. The transcript has 3 exons. The coding region runs from base 1 to 702 and encodes 233 amino acids. Lineage: Eukaryota; Metazoa; Chordata; Actinopteri; Siluriformes; Trichomycteridae. The record is from RefSeq and is a predicted model, not a curated record.